GUGUUGCCAACAAUCGCCGAAAGCAAAAGGUGGAGCAGCAUAUGUGUGGGCUCAUGCGGUCCAACGAAGACAAUCAGCAAGGCUACUUCCUUCUGCGUUGGGAGACAGCUGUGCUUGGAGAGAAGCUGAGGCAGCUGGAUCGCUUGGUGAUAAGCCAGAAGCCAGGCCGGGACCGGGCCUUAGGGAGGAUCCGCUGGUACCGGAGUGACGGUCGAUCGCGCAAGGUCAUCCUCUUUAGGGCCUGGACGCAAAUCUCAGCGGACUGGCGUCAGAAGCGGAAGAGCAAGGAGCGGUAUGUGAUGGCCGGCUUGCAGGAGGAAUCUCUCACCAUAGCAUUCUUACUUCGAGCAUGGCAAGGCGCUGCUCGUUCAGAGAUCAUCGACAAGCGCCAGGCUGAGAUUCAGCGCAUCAAAGCAGCGCAUGAGGAAGAUCUGGAGCGGCUCCGCGAGUCUUUUGUUGGAAAGAUGCGCCAAGAGAAGGAGGCGCAGAUCGAAGCCCGGCAGGAGGACCUGCGCAAGCAUUUCGCUGGUUCUCAGGAAGCACUUCGGCUGAGCUCCUUCAGCUCCUGGCGCGACUAUACAGUCAUGAGCAGGCAGCAGCGCCUCUUGGGCGGCGCAGCGAAGCAGCGCGCCGAAGUCGCCGCACAGCGCGCUGCGGUGGGCCUGCUCCAGUCGCUGUUAGCUGCGGCCAUGGGAGCCUGGGCAGAUCACUGCCGUCAGGAAAAGUCCUUGAGCCGAAUGCCGAACAUGUUGCUGACAGAAGAUAUCUUUCACCUCCCCAUAAGCGCCUAG
Molecule: messenger RNA, 791 nt
Organism: Symbiodinium pilosum
Lineage: Eukaryota; Dinophyceae; Suessiales; Symbiodiniaceae
Source: the annotation of a GenBank genome assembly